Acanthopagrus latus (yellowfin seabream) is the source of this 1451-nucleotide messenger RNA. It is a transcript of the gene gpn3, whose product is annotated as GPN-loop GTPase 3. The record is from RefSeq and is a predicted model, not a curated record. Gene Ontology annotation, molecular function: GTPase activity. Bases 292 to 1149 code for a protein of 285 amino acids. The transcript has 9 exons. NCBI's taxonomy places the organism in Eukaryota, Metazoa, Chordata, Actinopteri, Spariformes, Sparidae.
GUGGUCUUGCUGUUUCGAUUUGUUGCAUCGCUUCUUCCUCCUCUUCUUCUUCUCUCUGCUCCGGGGUCGACGACACAAGCGCUUCUAGGCGCACUAGCGCCGCCUACAGGUCACCGAGAUGUGUCACAUUGAGCAAGGUGGCAGCAGUGAGCCCGACGACUGGUGUGAGAGUGUGCCUGGAAACAAGAAGAAGUGGUAGAGCAUCAGAUCCAGAUCCAGGCAGUAAAACAUACAUCAGCAGCUUCAUCAGCGAGGCUAAUAUUUAUCUCUACGCCCGUUCAUCGAGGCGAGAUGCCUCGUUUUGCGCAGCUGGUGAUGGGCCCGGCGGGCAGCGGGAAGAGUACCUACUGCUCCACCAUGGUCCAGCACUCAGAGUCCAUAAACCGUUCCGUCCAGGUGGUCAACCUGGACCCAGCGGCUGAGCACUUUAACUACCCUGUCAUGGCAGACAUCCGUGAGCUCAUCCAGGUGGAUGACGUGAUGGAGGACCAUUCUCUCAGGUUCGGCCCUAACGGAGGCCUGGUCUUCUGCAUGGAGUACUUCGCCAACAACUUUGACUGGCUGGAGGAAUGCCUGGGUCAUGUGGAGGAUGACUACAUACUGUUCGACUGCCCGGGUCAGAUUGAACUCUACACACACCUCCCUGUAAUGAGGCAGCUGGUGGAGCAGCUCCAGCAGUGGGAGUUUCGGGUGUGUGGGGUCUUUCUGGUAGACUCCCAGUUCAUGGUGGAGUCUUUUAAGUUCAUCUCAGGUGUCAUGGCUGCCCUGAGCGCCAUGGUGUCGUUAGAGAUCCCUCAAGUGAACAUCAUGACAAAAAUGGACUUGCUAAGUCCCAAAGCCAAGAAGGAAAUUGAAAAGUACCUGGACCCAGACAUGUACUCAAUGAUGGAAGACAACUCGGACACCAUCAGAAGCUCAAAGUUCAAGAAGCUGACUGAGGCCAUCUGCGGUCUGAUUGAUGACUACAGUAUGGUGAGAUUCCUGCCGUUUGACUGCACAGAUGAGGAGGGUAUUAACAUAGUACUGCAACACAUUGACUUCUCUAUACAGUAUGGAGAGGACCUGGAGGUCAAGGAGCCAAAGGAGGUUGAAGAAGAGCCUGCUAACCUAAAUUAUGAUGAACUUUUUCAAGACAAAGGCGACAGCUGAGGAGUGAUGUGACUCCAGGGAAAAAAAGAGACUUGUCAGAGCUAAUGAAAAAAAACAUUUGAAGGGGAUGAAGGAUUCACCAUAUCAAGCCCAGGUGGAGAAUGGCAUGCGAGUGCAAGGACGCAGAGAAAAGAGCGUGUGGGGGAAAAAGACUGACUGUAUGCUGUUUGGAAUAAUCAGGAAAUGUGUCAUUUCAACUCAUAAAUGUUUUAUUAUUUCAGGACAGUGUUGAAUCUAAAGAGUUGUUAUUAAAUACAUUUAUCACUGCUAUAUUUUUAAAAUAAAAUAUUACAGAAAAUACA